AUGGUUGCGCGUCGCGACUUCCGCCCCGUCACUUCCGCGGCGAUGGCGGCCGCGCGCGGGCAGGCGCUGUCCCCACUCUGGGCGCGCCUGCGGCCCCGUCCCGGGCCCCGCGCCCCGCUCCGCGCCGCCGCCGCCGGCCCCGCACAGCCGCUCUACGAUGUGGUGGUGUCGGGCGGGGGUAUGGUCGGGAGCGCCAUGGCCGCCGCCCUGGGCCAUGAUAUUCACUUUCAUGAUAAGAAGAUUGCCUUGCUGGAGGCUGGUCCUAGGAAAGAAUAUGAUCACAUGCCAGAUAGUUACAGUAACAGGGUCAGUUCCAUCUCCCCAGGAUCAGCAACCCUCCUAAGCAGUUUUGGUGCCUGGGAUCAUGUCUGCAGCCUGAGACUCAAACCAUUCCGGCGAAUGCAGGUGUGGGAUGCUUGUUCUGAAGCCAUGAUCAUUUUUGAGAAAGAUGACUUAGAUGACAUGGGUUACAUAGUGGAGAAUGAUGUCAUUAUGUCUGCUCUCACAAAACAGUUAGAUGCAGUAGCAGACCGGGUGGAGGUUUUCUACAGGAGCAGAGCAGUCGGGUAUACGUGGCCCCUUCCCUCCCACAGCUGUGACACAAGCCCUUGGGUCCAAAUUCAGUUAGCUGAUGGACGCAGACUUCAGACCAAGCUGCUGAUUGGUGCAGAUGGUCAUAACUCUGUAGUCCGGAAGGAAGCUGAAAUUAAGAACAUUGAGCAUCAGUAUGACCAGUCAGCUGUGGUGGCAACACUCCAUUUAUCUGAGGCCACAGACAAUAAUGUAGCAUGGCAGAGGUUCCUUCCCACUGGGCCAAUUGCACUUCUUCCGCUGUCUGAUACUGCCAGCUCUCUGGUCUGGUCUACAUCUCAUGAACAUGCAUCGGAACUUCUCGCUAUGGAUGAGGAAAGUUUUGUGGAUAGCAUCAACUCUGCCUUUUGGAGCAACAUAAACCACUCUGACUUCAUUGACACUGCUGGGGCCAUGUUUCGAUCUGCUAUUUCACUCCUGAAGCCCUCAGGGACUGCAGUCCGUCAGCUGCCCCCAAGUGUUGCUAAAGUAGAUCCAGAGAGCCGAGCCAUGUUCCCUCUUGGAAUGGGGCAUGCGACAGAGUAUGUCCAGCACCGCGUGGCUCUCAUUGGGGAUGCAGCACACAGAGUCCACCCACUUGCAGGACAAGGUGUAAACCUCGGCUUUGGUGAUAUUGCAUGUUUAGCUCAUCACCUCAGUGCAGCAGCCUUCAAUGGGAGUGAUCUGGGCUCCUUAAAACAUCUCCUGAAGUUUGAAACAGAACGUCAGAGGCACAAUGUCUCCUUGAUAGCUGCUACUGAUUUGCUAAAGAGACUCUACUCCACGAGGCUGGCUCCCCUGGUGUUGCUGAGGACAUGGGGAUUGCAAGCAACGAAUGCCCUGCCUCCUGUCAAAGAGCAGAUCAUGGCUUUUGCCAGCAAGUGAUCUGUUGGCAGUCUGGAACAGCAGCUUGCCCGUGAAUGCAUUGCCCUUAAAAGGACUGUGACUGACUUGAAUCACUGAAUUGUGUUAUUUUAUAAUUUAACAAUAAAACUGAGGGAUUGAGCUGUGUAUUACAUCA
Messenger RNA from Pipra filicauda (Wire-tailed manakin), 1591 nucleotides. It is a transcript of the gene COQ6, whose product is annotated as coenzyme Q6, monooxygenase. Gene Ontology annotation, biological process: ubiquinone biosynthetic process. NCBI's taxonomy places the organism in Eukaryota, Metazoa, Chordata, Aves, Passeriformes, Pipridae. Gene Ontology annotation, cellular component: mitochondrion. Gene Ontology annotation, molecular function: oxidoreductase activity, acting on paired donors, with incorporation or reduction of molecular oxygen, NAD(P)H as one donor, and incorporation of one atom of oxygen; 2-octaprenyl-6-methoxyphenol hydroxylase activity; FAD binding. The record is from RefSeq and is a predicted model, not a curated record.